AACCCAUUAUAAAUAAUAAUGCUGAAAUUGUGAGUAUGUUUUAGAACUUCUGGAGUCCCAUGGCUGAUCGUUUCCAAUAGUACGUAUAGCACAGGCUGCCUUACAUUCACCUGAAAUCAUCAAGCAAAAAUGUGGAGAUCAAAGGCAGGAUUGAUUUUUCGCGCAGUUUCAUCAGCAGUCAAUACCUCUUUUACCUGCAUAGGAACGAAAAAGGUUCGAAUCGCAUCAAUGACACCCCAAAACCAGGUCAUGUCGGCAAUACCCAUUUGUUUAUAUUCUUCUGCUGUGCUUCAUUUUGAAAAUUUUGUCAACCAUAAUGACAGUAAUGAAGAGUCUGAAAAUGUUCUGAACCCUAAUAAUGACAGUAAUGAAGAGUAUGAAAAUGAUCUGAGCCCUAAUGAGAGUAAAGAAGAGCCCUAUGGUUCUGAUGAAUCCCAGAUAAAAAAUACUCCAACCUUAGGCAAUUCUGAAAACUCCAAUUUUUCAGAAAAAAAAAAGAGAGAUAUUGAAAAUGUUGUUAGAUUGCUCAAGGAGAAAUGGGAGGUACAAGAACUGGAACCACAGCUUCAAGCCCUAGAUUUGAGCAUAGGUGGGAGCAUGCUUGUUAAAAUUGUUAAAAACCCAGAUAUUGAUUGUCAGCAAUUCGAUAGAUUUUUUCGUUGGGUUCUUAAACAACCAAAAUAUAUUCCAAGUAGUGGUGUUAUACAUAGCAUUACUACGGCCAUUUGCAAUAAAGGUAGUGGGGAUGGGCUCAACAUAAUGCGAAAGUUGUUUCAAGAACUUGCAGAAAAGCAUAAGGGAGUUGUGACUACAUCAUCAUUGGAUACUUUGAGUGAUUAUCUGUGGCGCGCAAAGAGAGUGACACAGGCUCGUAAGAUCUUCAACCGGUAUGAAGAAUUUAACUGCGAGCGUGGACCUAAAUCCUAUCUUGUCACUUUCAGCGGGCUUUGCAUGGCUUCUAUGUUUGACGAGGCAUUCACUGUUUUGGAAGGGAUGAAAAAGGCUCAUUUUUUCCCAGGAAAUGUAGGGUCAGCUGCUUCUACAAUUGUCAAAGAAUUUUGCAAAAGCAAGAGGCCAAAAGAUGCGCACAUGAUUUACCUGAAACUGAUGGAGAAUGGGAUAUUCCCAGGGAUAGCUUCCCUGAUUUCUCUUGUUGAUUCCCUUUGUAAUGAUGCAGUGAACCCAGAUACUGCUGCUGAAAUUUUACAGACUAUUCCAAGUGGGGAGCGUAGACACAGUUCGAAAGCUUAUUCUACCAUAAUUCGAACAUUCUGCAACAACGAGCAGAUAGAAGAAGCUCAAGCUUUAUUAUCAAAAAUGGUUGCAGAUGGACCCCGUCCUGAUCAUGCAACAUAUAACUCCAUUAUCACUGCUCUCUGUAGAGCCGAGAGACCGGAGGAAGCCAUCUCAUUGCUUGAACAUAUGGCUACCAGACAACUAAAACCUGAUAUAUAUGCCUUCAAUGUAAUCACGGCCAGCUUUUCCAGGGCAGGAAAAAUGGAAGAAGCUUGUGACGUGUAUUCAAAAGCCAAGCAGUCCCAUAUAAAUAAAAUCCCUUUUAUAACAUACAAGAUAUUGAUAGAUGGAUUUUGCAAAUUGGGUGACACUAAAAAGGCUUAUCAGUAUUUCUCUGAGCUUCAGAACAGUGGUCAUUCUCCCAACAGGGAUUUAUACACCAAAUUGAUUAGAGCACAUGUUGUAGAGGCCUUGGAUUGGCAUACUGCGGAGAUGCUAUUACAGGAAAUGGAAAACAGGGGCUUUCAACCUUCACUACACAUUCGAAGCCUCCUUGUUGCUACAAAAGAAUUGAAAGAGGAAGCUUUGCGAGCGUAUGCUGAACAGAUCAAAGGGUAGUACAAAUCCAUGCCAUUUGGUGUAGGGAAUGCCCAUCGUGCCAUUUUUUUGGGGACUCAGCAUGUGAGAAACUCCCUUGUAGGUGAUUUUAUUUUACUUUCAUUCACAUUUUGAAUGUUGGUCAAGUGCAGUACUUUGAUUUCAACACUGUGACCAAACGUUAGCUUUGUCAUCAGGUUGCAACGUUGAGGCCAUUUAUUUCUGGAACGUGGGACAUUCGCAAAGGCCAAUAGUUUUGAGUACAAUGUUAACAUGCCAAGUGAUUGUAACGCACAUAGAAAAACUUAGUGCAAACACAAAUUUUGAGCAAAUGAGUUCAUGUAGCUUGUAUGCUAUUUAUCUUGAAAAGGAGAAAACUAGUCUCAUUCAUAUAUUGAAGCAGGGGCUAUAUAAAUUCAUGUUUGUUAUCCAAGAUGGCUAUAUUUGUUUCUGAUA
Messenger RNA from Cryptomeria japonica (Japanese cedar), 2289 nucleotides. Its product is annotated as small ribosomal subunit protein mS80 (rPPR6). The transcript is spliced from 2 exons. The record is from RefSeq and is a predicted model, not a curated record. Bases 130 to 1854 code for a protein of 574 amino acids. Gene Ontology annotation, molecular function: protein binding. NCBI's taxonomy places the organism in Eukaryota, Viridiplantae, Streptophyta, Pinopsida, Cupressales, Cupressaceae.